AUGUCGACCCAGCCCCUCCUCCAGCGUACCGCCAAGAAGCGCAUCGCCCUCCCUGUCCGUGUUGAGCCCAAGGUCUUCUUCGCCAACGAGCGUACCUUCCUCUCGUGGCUCCACUUUGCCGUCAUCCUUGGUGGUCUUGCCGUUGGUCUCCUCAACUUUGGUGACAAGCUCUACAGCCAGCGUCAUUCACGAACUGUUGUUGACAUGUCACAGGCUGGCCGCAUCUCCGCGGCCCUUUACACCGCUAUCGCUGUCGGUGUCAUGAUCUACGCCCUGAGUGUAUACCAGCGCCGUGCAAAGGCCAUUCGUGAACGUUCGGGCGCUCCUUACGACGACCGUUUCGGACCUACCGUCCUCUGUGUCUGCCUUCUUGCCGCCAUUGGCACCAACUUCGUCCUCCGCGCCGUCUACGAGUAA
Apiotrichum porosum is the source of this 417-nucleotide messenger RNA. It is a transcript of the gene NRF1, whose product is annotated as GTPase regulator Nrf1. The coding region runs from base 1 to 417 and encodes 138 amino acids. NCBI's taxonomy places the organism in Eukaryota, Fungi, Basidiomycota, Tremellomycetes, Trichosporonales, Trichosporonaceae. The transcript is spliced from 7 exons. The record is from RefSeq and is a predicted model, not a curated record. Gene Ontology annotation, cellular component: vacuolar transporter chaperone complex; fungal-type vacuole membrane.